UCCAAAUGGCUGGUAGAGGAAGAGGACGUGCUGCGCUUACCUUCAACAUCGAGGCUGUUGGCUUUGCUAAAGGUGCAGCUCUGCCUGAGGACGUGUCACAGCCUCCAGCACCGUACCCUCAUACAGACAAUAAGCCAGUGCCUCUGAAAACAGGAGAAGAUGAAGAUUACAUGUUGGCCUUAAAACAAGAACUUAGAGGAACUAUGACAACAUUGCCAUAUUUUUUGACGGUAGAACAUCAUGAAGUCAUUGAGAGGUAUAGUAAAAGGUACCAGGACACUGGAAAGGAGCACGCAACAUGGACCCCAGAUUGGAAAAUACUCCCAAGAGAGCUUAAGCCAAAAGAAAAGACCAAAAAAGCAGGUGCAAAACCAAAAAAGGCAAAAAGAUCUGAGCCUAAAAGUAAUCUGGAGGUACUGAAAAAAAUUGAGGAGUUGGAAGGGAAGGAUGAUGAAGACCAAAAAUCUGAAGAUGAAAACUCUGAAGACGAGAAAGACAAAACAAAAGAGAAAGAAGGUGAAGAUGAAGAAGGAGAAGAAUCAGAGGAACCUGAUGAAGAGGAGCAUGAAGAGGAAAAUGACUACAUUGCUUCAUAUUUUGAAGAUGGAGAUGACUUUGAUGUUGCCAGUGAUGACAAUAUGGAUGAAGCGACAUAUUAGCUAUUGUUUCUAGGUGGUACACUGCUCAAGCCUUACACUACUUGAAGUAGAUUUCUGGAGGCACACUAUCAACAGAACUAAUUCUUUAGCUCUGUGGAUUUUAAGUAUACUCUCCAGAAACACGUUGAACAAUUAUUUUUAAUUUGUAUGAGGCUGUAAAACAGGAUGGGGGAUCUUUUGUUUUGUUCCUUUGCCAAAUAUUUUGCAGACAUACACCUUUUUUAAGGUUCUCUGCAAUUACUACCGAUGGAGUAAGCUGAAUGCCAUUGUAUUGCCUCUGCACAGAGAAAGAAUGUAUGCAUUUUAAUCAAAAUUGUGCCUAAGCAUUUGCACUACACAGUUCUACACUUUAGCAGUCAAAUCUUGAAAAUAAUAGUGGAGUUCCUCAUGACUGCAGCAAAAAGAUAUAUGGCCUUUACAGACAUAAGCUGCUCAUAUUUGGCAGCUGUCUUCUGAAUUUAGGUAACUUCCAAAUUCAGGUGACUGAAAAUAAUUGACAACAGAGCACUUUAAUAUAAACUGACUUGAAAUGGCC
Molecule: messenger RNA, 1194 nt
Organism: Athene cunicularia (burrowing owl)
Lineage: Eukaryota; Metazoa; Chordata; Aves; Strigiformes; Strigidae
Gene: POLR3G
Product: RNA polymerase III subunit G
Exons: 7
Coding region: 6-659 (217 amino acids)
Biological process (GO): transcription by RNA polymerase III
Cellular component (GO): RNA polymerase III complex
Source: RefSeq, a predicted model, not a curated record